AUGUGUCUCUUGUCAAACACCCUGCCCCCGUCCGCUAGCCAAGAUGGUCUACAUGGCUUGUUGACCAGUGGCAUCGGGAUGAGCGAAGCGUUAGCCAUGAAUCUGAGCAAUGCCUCACCACACGUGACAGCGGCCCGAGCAAAUACCAUAGGUCGGACAGAUGGUCUAUCUCCGGUCGGCCUGGGAACUGUCAAUUCCGUGGCGGCUGUGGNUGCUGCAGCCGCAGCUGCCAAUGCAGCAGCUGGUUCUCCUCCGCCUCCACUUCCACCACCAAAUCAUCCGGGUUACGAUCUUGUCGAUACUCGGACCGUAGAAUCCCCGUACGGUGGAACACACACAACGGACAAGGUGGUGAUUACAGGGACACGUAAAUCCAAACGACGCUGUCCCUGGUACUAUUGGAUCAUUAGUAUCCUUGUGUUAGCGUUCCUGUUAACUUUGGUCUUGGCGAUUACUUUUUCCGCCGAGAAACGACAUUUGGGCGAGAGGUUGUUCGAACGAUUUUCGCAAGAUCCGUCCAUUAUCGGCCUGUUUGACCCAUCCAAUCCACCCGUGAAGCUGGAACCCGACCGUCCAGUUCACGUUAUCCUUGAUCGAAUGGGAGUCUGGUCUGCGGAAUGGCAUAUGCGCACAUCACGUUACAUUCGGUACAACAUCACCGUCUCAUCUGCCCUGUCCACAAUCGGGAUAUUCAUGCGUCGGAGCACUAUGCCCACCAUUGUUCGCCAUGAUAUAUUUGAUCGAAUCAGUGGUCGCACGCUGCAACCGACUACUCGAUCUGGAAGACGUUUCGCACGGGCACGCAGAGCAAUCGCGGAACAGUCAGCACCCACGAUCUAUCGAUCCUCAUCCACGUCGGACAUUCGCGAGACCACACGCAUACACUAUUUGGAAGAAGGAACGUGGUUUUUGGCUUUUGUGAACGAUCAACCGCGACCAGAACCGUUCACAUUCAGCAUCGGCGAUGCCGGCCCGGACGUGUCCGCAUCGGACAGGGACAUCUGUUCGGACUUGUUCUCAUUAGUCGCAUUCAUGGCUCACGAAACGAUACUGUGA
Messenger RNA from Echinostoma caproni, 1056 nucleotides. NCBI's taxonomy places the organism in Eukaryota, Metazoa, Platyhelminthes, Trematoda, Plagiorchiida, Echinostomatidae. The record is from the annotation of a GenBank genome assembly.